AUGGAAGUCUCAAUCCCUCUCGAGCUGAGGGAGGCGACGCAGGACCUCCACAUGCUCCGGGCCCUUCUACCCCAGACAGAGAGCCAGGAGGUCGAACUGUUGGCGGACCCGACAUCGGACAUGGAUCGCCAGCCAAAGUGGCCAAGGUCCCACCCAAAGGGCUACGGCAGACAGGGAGGCAAAGGCAACCGACAAGGAGCACAGCCGCCCUCCACAGGUUCAUGGUCCCACGAGUCGACGCUCCAGGCGGCACGGGACUCGGGCAAGCCACCAAGGCGACAGCGGGAGACUUCGGACAAGGACCUUGCCAAACAACUGGCGGAGAUGAAGUCCUCCUUGGGGAUGCUCACCACGCUGGUGAUCAGGCAAGAGAUUCAACAGAACGUGAGCAAACAAGACACAUCGUUCGUGCUCUUCCUCGACACGAGAGGACCCCACAACAUAGCCACCAGCCUGUACAAGAUGGGGGAAACCUGGGUCAACACGAAGAGAGAUCACCCGGAACGACUCCAUGCCCCCCUCCGGGUCAUAUUGUUCCAACACCUCAUCGAGGUCGUGCUGAACAAAUUCAAGGCGAUGAUCGACUCACCGUCAUCCCGCUCAACGGCUCAAAACCUUGGACUGCUCAUGGGAGAUGGGAUCAACGUACCGGCCCUGAAAUGGGACCCGGAGACCAGACAACAUGUGCAGGACCCUGCACUGGAGCCCCAGACGAUCACCGCGAUCAAGGAGGCCCUGGAGGAGCUGAUGGUACUAUGCACCAAGACCCUGGUCAUAGCCAGGUUCCAUGGCAUGCGAAAACUCAGCGAGGAGUAUGCCGCCCCGACGCUGGGUAUGUUCUUGGAGAUCGGGAUGCGCACCCCGGAGGCCCAGUCUGCUUGGAACCACCUCCACCGCUUGCAGCAAUCAGCGUCGUGGAAGGCGGCGGGAGUCUUCCUCAGUGUUCCUGCCUUUACUGAGAGCUUGCAGUGCCUCAACUACUCAUACCGCCUCAGUGCCUGCAUCAUUCAUCUGGGUGAAGCCCCAGAUCACGGCCACUAUCAUAAUGUUUUCUGUAGUGCUAGGGAUCUCAAUUACUACAUUGGUGAUGAUGGUGUUUCUGCCCGUCCUAUUAGCGAUGCUGAGCUGUGUUCGUUGAGUCAAGACAUUUAUCUGCUGUUCUAUAUUGCUCACAAGGCCGACUAG
Symbiodinium sp. CCMP2456 is the source of this 1185-nucleotide messenger RNA. The record is from the annotation of a GenBank genome assembly. Lineage: Eukaryota; Dinophyceae; Suessiales; Symbiodiniaceae.